Molecule: messenger RNA, 1809 nt
Organism: Colletotrichum gloeosporioides
Lineage: Eukaryota; Fungi; Ascomycota; Sordariomycetes; Glomerellales; Glomerellaceae
Product: Heterokaryon incompatibility protein 6
Exons: 1
Coding region: 1-1809 (602 amino acids)
Source: RefSeq, a predicted model, not a curated record
AUGUACACUGUAUUAGAUCCCACCAAACGCGAAGUCCGCCUCCUCAGACUACUCGCCGGUAACGAGGCGGACGGUAUUCAUUGCGAACUUCACGCGACGUCCUUAGACAGCCCAGACGAGUACGAAGCCCUUUCAUAUGUGUGGGGCAGCGCGAGCGACACACGACCCAUUACACUUCAACAGACGGCCAAGAAUGUCACUAUGAAUCUAGAGGCGGCGCUGCGCCAUCUUCGAUAUCCUGACCGAGCACGCAUGCUCUGGGUGGACGUUCUCUGCAUCGAUCAGGAGAAUGUCCAGGAGCGUAAUCAGCAAGUACGAUGGAUGAGUGACAUUUACUCAACGGCAACCCAAGUCGUGGUUUGGCUCGGUCCAGCGACUUCGGUGGGAUUCAAAGCUAUAGCUACUAUCCAAAAGUAUGCCGCCGACAGCGAGUUGCACUGGCCAGAUCUAAAGCACGAUCUCGUUCAGUUGUUUCAGAUGUAUCAUUUUCUCCACAACGAAUGGUGGUCGCGGGUUUGGACGGUCCAAGAGGCUGUUCUUGCGAGACAACUGACAUACCAGUACGGCCCUCGGCUGCUAUCGGAGUCCGACGUGCUCAAAGCAGCAGCAAGCUACAGGAAUCAUACAUCCGUAAGACGUUGCUGCUAUUCCUGUCUCGAAAGGAACAAAUCACUCAUCACCACCACUGCCAACAUCACUGUUGGAAUGGAAGGGCUGUUAGACUUGGUCAACGUUCGAGCCAACCUACAAAAAGAGAAAUUGCGCUUCGACGAAGUGAUUUCCAAAUUUCGCACCAGGAGAGCAACGGACCCUUGCGACAAAGUCUUUGGGCUAUUGGGAAUAUCGCGAGGCGUCAGAACGGCUUCGAUCGAUUACGCCCUCACUGCUGCUCAUGUCUUUGAGGAGACGACGCGGGAGAUCAUGAGCUACUGCACGAAUCUGGAUAUUCUCAGCCACUGCGCAAAUCAGGCGUAUCGGAAGACAACAACCGCCGGGCUUCCCUCAUGGGUUCCAGAUUGGGGGGCUGAAUACUGUCCAAACGACGGCGGCCUCUCCGGUGAUUUCUAUCUGACCACCCAUCGCCUUGCUUUUCUGGACGUCUACAACGUCUGCGGGAGGCUUAACUAUACUCCCUGUGCCGAAUUUGAAGAGAGCAUUCUCUGCGUACAAGGGGUGGUUUGCGAUAGGAUUGAGAGAGUCGGACGAUCUGAAAGAGUUCUCAUGACUGAAACGGGCCCGGAAUACCUAUUUGCGUGGUGGGAGAUGUUGGACAUCGACGGGAACCCCGGUCGACCAUACCGUGGACGAGGUACCAUAUCAGACGCAUUUUGGCGCACGAUAUGUCUCGAUAUCGGGGUCAACGGACUACUAGAUUACAACGGCUUAGAGGCAAAGCAGGCUGGCUACAACCACGAGAGAAUGUUUAUGAGGCACUGGGACAGUGAACUCACCUCUUCCCACCGUCUUCCCCAGCUAGACAUCUUCCGCAACUCUACAACUAAAGAGGCCUUGAUCCAACAUUUGAUGAGGGCGUCUGGCAGGCGUCAAUUUUUCAUCUCUACCGAGGGCUUCAUUGGGCUAGGCCCGCCCGAUAUCAAGGUCGGAGACAAAAUUUGCGUUUUCGCCGGCGGUAAAAUGCCCUUCAUUGUCCGGGACAUGGACGACGAGACACAGGGUGGUGGUAGGCCCGAGGCGGGAACCCAUUUACGCCUGCUGGGCGAUGCCUAUGUCCAUGGCUUGAUGUACGGGCAGGGUGUGAAAAGAGUUGAGCAGGGAGUUGAGGAGUUGAAAGUGUUCAAUCUGCACUGA